Molecule: messenger RNA, 2745 nt
Organism: Amblyraja radiata (thorny skate)
Lineage: Eukaryota; Metazoa; Chordata; Chondrichthyes; Rajiformes; Rajidae
Product: 6-phosphofructo-2-kinase/fructose-2,6-bisphosphatase 4
Exons: 16
Coding region: 509-1840 (443 amino acids)
Biological process (GO): fructose 2,6-bisphosphate metabolic process; fructose metabolic process
Cellular component (GO): cytosol
Molecular function (GO): ATP binding; 6-phosphofructo-2-kinase activity; fructose-2,6-bisphosphate 2-phosphatase activity
Source: RefSeq, a predicted model, not a curated record
GUGACGAGUAGGCGGGGUCUGUGAGGGCGGGCCCGGGCGCCAGGGUGGAGAGGGGCGGCGCCCGACGCCCGGCCGAUGGUCACCUCAGCUCCCGGAGAUGCGGGAGGUGCAGUCGUCCGAGGUCCAGAGGCAUCCAUCUAAAUAUAAAUCUCUGAGCAGCCAAAAGAGGUUCGGCGUCGCGUGUGGAAUCCAACGUCGUCUCUGCUGAGAGGCACCCGUUUCAAUAAUGUGCGGCGUUCAUUCACUGGAGGACAGACCAGACUUGCUAAUCACAAAUCAGAUCAUGAGAGAGUGGAUGGACAGGUUCGUUCACUCAUCUUUGGACUAAGAUGACGAUGGUUGGUUGGAAGAAGUGAUUAUGACUCAGCGCGAGCUCAGACAAGGAAGAUCACAUUAUUUCUUCCGGAAAGCUCUUUAAAACAAGUCGGACGACUGACUUUCCUGAAUGUGUGUGUUUCAAUAUUCAUGGUACAUGGAACCUUGGAUGCAGUUUGAAAAUUGAGCCAAUAUGUCGAAAGUAUGGAUUCCACACAUGACAAACUCCCCUUCACUCAUCGUAAUGGUGGGGCUCCCUGCCAGAGGCAAGACCUACAUCUCGAAGAAACUCACCCGUUACUUCAACUGGAUUGGGGUGCCUACUAAAGCAUUUAACGUGGGUCAGUAUCGGCGGGAUGUACUGAAGACGUAUAAAUCUUUUGAGUUUUUCCUCCCUGAUAACAAGGAGGGUUUGCUGAUCCGAAGACAGUGUGCAUCAAGAGCACUGAGCGAUGUGAAGAGAUACCUGGACACGGAAGGUGGCCAGGUUGCGGUCUUCGAUGCCACAAACACUACGCGUGAACGAAGAGAAAUAAUCAUCAACUUUGCAGAGCAGAACGGGUACAAGGUGUUCUUUGUGGAAUCAGUGUGUGAAGAUCCCGAGGUCAUUGAGACAAACAUCGUGCAAGUAAAGUUGGGGAGCCCAGACUACAGCGACUGCAACAACGAUGAAGCAAUAGCUGAUUUCCUGAAAAGGAUAGAGUGUUAUCAGAACACGUACGAGUCAUUGGAUGAAGUGUCUGAUAAGGAUCUUUCUUUUAUUAAAAUCAUGGAUGUCGGAAGGCGCUACCUUGUCAACCAUGUACUGGAUCACAUCCAGAGCAAAAUUGUCUACUACCUCAUGAACAUCCACAUAACUCCGCGCUCAAUCUACCUCUGUCGUCAUGGCGAAAGUGAUCUGAACCUGAUGGGCAGGAUCGGUGGCGACUCGGGCCUGUCCACUCGGGGCAAGCAGUUUGCCAAAUCCUUGGGGAAUUUCAUCCAGGAUCAGAAUAUAAAGGAUCUGAAGGUGUGGACGAGCCAGAUGAAGCGGACGAUACAGACUGCUGAGGCGCUGCACGUGCCUUACGAGCAGUGGAAAGCGGUGAACGAAAUUGAUGCGGGGGUGUGUGAGGAGAUGAUGUACGAGGAGAUUCAGCAGAACUACCCGGCGGAGUUUGCGCUGAGAGACCAGGACAAGUACAGAUACCGGUACCCAAAGGGUGAGUCCUACGAAGAUCUGGUUCAGCGACUGGAGCCGGUGAUCAUGGAGCUGGAGAGACAGGAGAACGUUUUGGUCAUCUGUCACCAAGCCGUCAUGCGUUGUUUGCUGGCCUAUUUCCUCGAUAAAACAGCAGAGGAGCUCCCGUACCUGAAGUGCCCCCUCCACACUGUCUUAAAGUUAACGCCAGUGGCUUAUGGGUGUAAAGUCGAAUCCAUUUUCCUCAACAUUGAGGCUGUCAAUACACACCGGGAGAGGCCGGAGAAUGUGGAUGUUUCAAGACCUCCUGAGGAAGCCCUUGUAACCGUCCCAGCGCACCAGUGACACUAGCUACACCUCCUGUGGCCACUGCAUCCUAACCAGCAGCUCCCACGCCGGCGAACCUCACCACUCAACCUGCUCUUAUUUCAAAUCCAAAAUCAAUCCUGCAAAUGAAAGUUUUUACUUCUGGCUGUUUUACGAACCGUUUAUAAAUAGACGCUGUGGUGCAUUGGAGUCUUCAGAUCCUGCAACAAAACUAACUGAAGAACUCUGUCCGAAACGUUGCAGCCUCACUAAGUGAGAUUUCCGACACACCUGGGCCUCGCUAUCAGACUUGUGCUUUCUCGCACUGCCUUUAAAGCAGUCACGGUGAGAGCAGCUCAUCGGGUGAAAGUGAGCCAGCAAUCAUGGAAAUAAUACAACUGUUUACAUUUAUCAAUCUAUUUUGUUUGGGAGUUUAAGAUGUCAGGAUUAAUUAUCCCUGAUGUAGCUAAACUACUUUCUUGGUAGGGAUCUGUAUAACUCAAUCUUGGGAAAUGUAAUGUUUUGAUGUAAAGUAAUUUAUGUGAACUAACAGGAGUCUUACUCUGGGAGUAGUAACGGUACAUGGUUCUUACGGAGCGAAUGUAACCAGGGCAGGUCUGCCCUUAAUUCUGGUAAAAUACAGUCUUAAUUGGCCAGGGCCUUCAGAGUUCCCGGCUCGUUGUAAAGGGCUGCUCAGCAUUAAAUGGCAGUAGGAAUGUUUUUCUUCCAAAUGCAACGAUUAACUUGUAAAAUUGAUCUUACUGUGUUUCAACCAACAGUAUUAUUGUCACACUGUGAUGUUAUUUUCAUUGUUAAGAGUUGUGGCUGUUUAAAUGCCUUUUAAAGCCAUGCUGUGGUUGAAAAAUGUUUCAUUCAGAAGCACUCAGCUCCGUUUGUUUCUCUGGCCUCAAAUGUAAUUUUAAUUAAAAUUUGUAAUAUUUAAA